This is a messenger RNA of Phyllotreta striolata, 391 nucleotides long. Lineage: Eukaryota; Metazoa; Arthropoda; Insecta; Coleoptera; Chrysomelidae. The record is from the annotation of a GenBank genome assembly.
UGUCAAAAAAAUUCGCAAAUAUUUGUUGGUUAGAUUUCACAAUGUUUUAAAACGUACAAAACAAAAAGAUGUGGCCCGUUAUUUUUACGGCGCUGAGAACGUACGCGCCCUACGUGACUCUGCCCUUUGCCGCUGUAGUCGGAAUAAUCGGCUACAACUUGGAGAAUUUGCUAUCCGACAAAUACACCCCUUACAACAAGUCCAUCGAGGAGCAAAGACAGGAGCGACUGUUAGGUGAUGGAAGUUUAGAGGAACCGGCAAACGUGGAGAAAUUGAUAUACAAAGCGAAUAUUUUAGACAAAAAUCUAUCGCCUUCUUUGUCUUGAUUGUUAGGAAAUUUGUACAUUUGUAGUUUUUAGGUUGUUUCGAAUUCGAUUAAAAAUGUAAAUAA